GCUAGCCAGUACCUAAUAGUCCACAGUGGCACUAAGCUGAUAUCACACCACUUAGUUUACCUGCUCUCCCAGCCGCUGACGUAUGUCAUUACUAAGGGUUCCUCACCUGGCCGCUCUGUAGAUCCACACUACAUUACUGUGUUGUGUUCGCCAGUCAUAGUCCACUUCAAUAGAGCAACCCUGUAACGCUGCUUCUCAUCCAGGGACACGCCGUAAUUUGAAAUGUAGAAGAAACUUUUGAGGUGUAUUAACUUACCGUGGCGUGAUGUUAAGAUGAGGCAUGCCGCUGCGAUGCAUGUGCAGCCAGGGGAGGCACCAGCACCGCCAGCACCAGCGACAAUAGCAAUAGCAUGAGUAGCGUCGUUGGCGAAAGUAGCAGCAAUAGUAGUAGCACUACUAUUAAUAGCAACAGCAGCACCAUGUCAAUAAACAAGAAUUCUACCGGAACACUAGCGUACGUCUUAGAAAUUAACUCAGGUGGUGAGGGUGGGAAGUACAACUCUUCGUGUGGACCCUUCCUGCCGUGCUACCCGCACAUCAACCUGGUGUGUGUGGACGGUGUAUGUAUGUGUAUCAGUGGCUUUACCAAUGAUAAAUCAGGUGGGUGCGAGAACCCCAUCAUAGGGGUGUUGACCACCUGGAUAUGGAAGAUAAUAGCGAUUGCUGUGUUCUUCAUCAUCCUCUUCAUGCUGCUCCACCAGUUCGCUUGCAAACGCAGAUGGUGCGAGCUAUGGGGGAGAGAAGAACAGCAGGAAGAGGAAGACAGGAGGACUUGCUGGUCCGACGCCCCACCAGCCUACCUGGAAGUGGUUGAGGCUCCUCCCACGUACACUGAAGCCAUGGCGAAGAUUGCCGAGAGUUCUGAGGGCACUGUACCAGAAGGGUUGGAUACCUCGUGGUGUGCCCAGUGUUACGAGGAUGGCCCCGGGGUAGCGGUGAUGCCCAGUGAACCCCUCUCAUUCCUCGGGCACCCACCCGAGGAGGAGACUGGCGCGAAGCCCAAUACAACCCGCUCAUGCCCAGGGCAUCCAUCACCCGAGGACGAUACCGGGGCAGUAGCGGUUAUACCCAAUGAAACUCUUGCAUGCCAAGGAAAUCCACAUCCCGCGGACGGCCUUGGACCAGUGAUGAUCACAUCUGUGGUGAUGCCCAGCAGAGCCCUGUUAUGCCCCAAACUUUCACCAUAAAAGCAAGAAGUGCUUGGUUAAGGGCACAUAACACACUGAUACACCUCCGGAAAACGGCCAUGUCUGACAGUAAGCCAUCCGACUACAAAAUUAAUCUCAACGUGAACAUGUAACAAGCUGUGGGAACCGUGAUUCGCCUCGCCAGUAAGGUGCGGGUUUAAUGCUUUCCUGUGAGCAUUAUUUCGUGUGAUAUAUAAUCAUUAUUACGCAGUGUAAGCACAGUGAAAGUAAAGUUCUAAGCGAUUUCGUAAUCACAUUAUCCAGGGAUUGCGAAAGGAAAUACUGUAAACCGUGUUAUAUAGCCGAGAUUACCCAAACACAGCUUCACCUAACACAUAUGUGGUAACACUCGUGGUGUAGUUUGAGAACAAUGGAGAUGCACUGCCGUAGGCCUACUGGCCUGUGCUUCAUGCGUGAGGUACCACCUACAUGCGAGGUGAAUACUAUAUGAAACCCACUUUACACUUUCACAAUCCCUUGAAAAUUUAACAAAGAUCACGAAAGUACUUGGCAUUUUACUUGCAUCAAAAGACAUCUACAUCACUUGUUCUGAUAAGAUAGGUUUAGUCAUGGUAUGUUACGCUUGCACAGCUCCAGUCUUAUAAAAAAAAUGUGUGGUAUUUACUUUUUUUUUUUACUUAUUCUUUACAAAAGUCAACUAAAUUAUAUUUUUGUAUGUUACAAUAAAUAUUAACAAUA
Molecule: messenger RNA, 1886 nt
Organism: Cherax quadricarinatus
Lineage: Eukaryota; Metazoa; Arthropoda; Malacostraca; Decapoda; Parastacidae
Source: RefSeq, a predicted model, not a curated record